UUGGAGCAUGAGAGUGAUGGCGAACCAGACUUCAUGCUGCAGACAGUCAGAAAAGGGCAAUACGUAAAUGCCGGUGAAUGUAGCUGUAUGGUGUGCAGAGGUGGAGGAACGUUUAGUAAACUACUUACUCUCCCCUGACCGAUACAACAAGCUGAUCCGUCCGGCAGUCAACAAGAGCCAGCAGGUCACCAUUGCAAUCCAAGUGUCCCUUGCCCAGCUCAUCAGUGUGAAUGAGAGAGAGCAAAUCAUGACCACAAACUGUUGGCUCACUCAGGUAUGGAAUGAUUACCAGUUGAUGUGGGAUCCAGAGGAGUAUGAAGGGAUCAGGAAAGUUCGCCUUCCCUCCCAGCAUAUAUGGCUGCCUGACAUUGUCCUGUACAACAAUGCUGAUGGGACAUAUGAAGUGUCUUUCUACUCCAAUGCGGUCGUGUCAAAUAACGGUGAGGUUGCCUGGCUACCACCAGCCAUUUAUAAGAGUGCCUGUAAAAUUGAGGUCCGGGACUUCCCCUUUGACCAGCAAAACUGCACACUCAAUUUCCGCUCAUGGACUUAUGACCACACAGAAAUCGACCUCAUCUUGCUGUCGGACUUUGCCAGCCGAGAUGACUUCAAGCCAAGUGGCGAAUGGGAUAUUGUGUCCUUGCCUGGUCGCAAAAACGAAGACCCAAAUGACGCCACAUAUUUGGAUAUAACGUAUGAUUUUAUCAUCAGACGCAAACCGCUGUUCUACACCAUUAACUUAAUCAUCCCAUGUGUUCUCAUCACUUCACUGGCCAUCUUAGUUUUUUACCUCCCAUCAGACUGUGGGGAGAAGAUGACUUUGUGUAUCUCUGUUCUUCUGGCCUUAACUGUGUUCCUCUUGCUUAUUUCCAAAAUCGUACCGCCGACCUCACUCGCUGUGCCCCUCAUUGGAAAGUACUUGAUGUUCUCCAUGGUCUUGGUGACUUUUUCAAUUGUUACAAGUGUGUGUGUGCUAAACGUGCACCAUCGUUCCCCAAGCACACACACUAUGCCCAAGUGGGUCAAAUACUACUUCCUGUUCCGUUUGCCUGGUUUCCUAUUCAUCCGACGACCGGGAGAGUCCAACAAACGUGAGAAAUUUCACAGGAAGCACCAGCAGUGCUCUUCAUCUGAUCACCCAGCAAAAAGUAAGGCAGAUGAGACUGAUUCCACCUUCUUUGUCAAUGAAGAUGCCAAGCACAUUGGUUGGAGACCUGGCGAGUUGCAGGAAAGCACAGAAUUUCGUAAGCGAAUGGCGGUAAAGUGCUCUGCAGACAUGGAGGAGGCUGUGAAGGGGGUCCGAUAUAUCGCUGACAAGUUGAAGAAUGAGGAUGAUGAUGAAGGGUUUACUCACGUUCACUAG
Molecule: messenger RNA, 1363 nt
Organism: Sinocyclocheilus rhinocerous
Lineage: Eukaryota; Metazoa; Chordata; Actinopteri; Cypriniformes; Cyprinidae
Product: neuronal acetylcholine receptor subunit beta-2-like
Exons: 6
Coding region: 68-1363 (431 amino acids)
Biological process (GO): monoatomic ion transmembrane transport
Cellular component (GO): postsynaptic membrane
Molecular function (GO): acetylcholine-gated monoatomic cation-selective channel activity; transmembrane signaling receptor activity
Source: RefSeq, a predicted model, not a curated record